CGCUACGUACGCUUUAUCAGGCGUCUUCCCGCGCGGCCGCCUCCCUGUUCUCUCUGCUCCUCAGAGCUUGCUGUUUCUCCGGCCCUCUUACUUUUUAAUUUUCAGGAGUCGAAUUCACUGCCAUGUCCUCUGAAGAAGGGAAGCUCUUCGUGGGGGGGCUCAACUUCAACACCGACGAGCAGGCGCUGGAAGACCACUUCAGCAGCUUUGGUCCUAUCUCUGAGGUGGUCGUGGUCAAGGACCGGGAGACUCAGCGAUCCCGGGGUUUUGGCUUCAUCACCUUCACCAACCCAGAGCAUGCCUCAGAUGCUAUGAGAGCCAUGAAUGGAGAGUCCCUGGAUGGUCGCCAAAUCCGUGUGGACCAUGCGGGCAAGUCUGCCCGGGGAACCAGAGGGGGUGCCUUUGGGGCCUAUGGGCGUGGUCGCAGCUACUCUAGAGGUGGCGGGGACCAGGGCUAUGGGAGCGGCAGGUAUGACAGUCGACCUGGAGGAUAUGGAUAUGGAUAUGGAUAUGGACAUGGACGGUCCAGAGACUAUAGUGGCAGAAGCCAGGGUGGUUAUGACCGCUAUUCAGGAGGAAAUUACAGAGACAAUUAUGACAAUUGAGAUGAGGCAUGCCCACAUAAUGUAGAUACACAAGGAAUAACACUUCUGAUCCAGGAUCGUCCUUCCAAAUGGCUGUAUUUAUAAAGAUUUUUGGAGCUGCACUGAAACAUCUGUUGUAGUAUCUCGACUUCUAUUUUUGAAUUGAGCUCCCAAGGUUGCUUGUUAAAAAGAUAUUUUAGAAAGUUCCAUGUGUUUUUUAAGAUUUUUUUCUCUUAUGUAAAGACAAAUUCUGGCAUAAGAGUUGGUAUUUUCCUUUUACUAGUUUAGUUUGGGAUCUCAGGAUUAUUGGUUCUGGCAAAAAAAAAAAAAAAAUGUUGGGCCAGACUGAUUUUUUUAAAAAGAUUAAUGUAUAUCUAGGAACAUUUAAAAAACUGUACACAAUAUUUGUUGUGGUUAAGAAGCAGUUUCUGAAUGUACCUAUAAAAAUUUUGCAUCAAGAACAUGAUUGCUUAGAGGUGUUUUUUUACUCAAGAUCACCACCGUAAUUAUAUGUGGAAGAGUGUCUUAAAAAAUGUUCGUGAACAUCAUUUUUAAUACUGGAAGAAAAAUUCUGUUGUGUCUCAUGUAGUGUUUAGGAUGUCCUCCAAGGAGCUGAUUAAAAAAGAUGAAACCUGAGAA
Molecule: messenger RNA, 1223 nt
Organism: Cynocephalus volans (Philippine flying lemur)
Lineage: Eukaryota; Metazoa; Chordata; Mammalia; Dermoptera; Cynocephalidae
Gene: RBM3
Product: RNA binding motif protein 3
Exons: 7
Coding region: 123-605 (160 amino acids)
Biological process (GO): positive regulation of mRNA splicing, via spliceosome; regulation of translation
Cellular component (GO): spliceosomal complex
Molecular function (GO): RNA binding; ribosomal large subunit binding
Source: RefSeq, a predicted model, not a curated record